AUGAAAAGGCUGCAGCUCCUUCGAUGGAGCAGUUCGGUCCGUUCACCACGGCCACGAACUAACAGCCGCUUGCACCAGCGUGUAUGUGCUAGUUUACGGUAUCAAUCGACAUCUUCACCUGUUACUCAGGCCGAAGAACACCAGUCGAUUGAAGAGCAAUCUUUGCGUUCACCAAUACCUCCUUCCAACUCACGACAGUCGAGAUACCUCCUCCCUUCUCCCCCGGUUGAAGCCGCGCGUGAGUCCGCAAAACUUGCCGCGCUCCAUGCACGACUUUACCUCCCAUCUCGAUUACCCCUAGAAACACUAGCUCGUGCACUGGUAGACGCUUCAGCGGACCCGAAUCCAGAUUUCAACAAUGAAUCGCUGGCUACGUUGGGCCAUGACCUUCUCACGAACUACACCUCCGAACACCUCAUAUGCACAUAUCCCCGACUUCCUCUGACUGUAAUCUUUGCGGCCAUGUAUGCGUAUGUCGGACCGAAAACACUUUCCGCGAUGGCUAGGGAAUGGGGUGUCGAGAUGGCUUCGAUUACAUCCAGAGUCGUCUACGAUAACGAGUUCGGUGAUCCGGUCAAGGAAGUCGCCGACUCAGCGGCCCAGGCUGUCUCUGAAACCCACGGCGCUCAAGGCGUCACGGCCGAACAAGCCAGUGCUACCUUCGUGCGCGCCGUCAUGGGCGCCAUCUAUCUGCAUGCUGGCCGCCCUGCUGCCAAGCGUUUCUUUGAGCAGCAUAUCUUGUCACGACACCUCAACAUCUCCGAGUUGUUCAAUUUCUCCCAGCCAGCUCGUGACCUCACCCGGUUGUGUGCGCGAGAGAACUUCGAACGCCCUGUCGCCAAAAUCAUCAGUGAAACUGGUCGUAAGAGCAGACACCCUGUCUUUGUUGUCGGUAUCUACUCUGGUCAGGAUAAAUUGGGCGAAGGCGCUGGCGCCAGUCUGAUGGAGGCCCGAUCGAGGGCUGCCGUGGCCGCCCUCAAGGGCUGGUAUUUGUACAGCCCGCUGAACGUUCGUGUGCCCAGCUCGAUGGAAGAAGAGGGCGCUGCGCCCUGGAAGCCUGUUUAUGUCGACUUGGGCGAGGUGAUUGUGUAA
This is a messenger RNA of Aspergillus fumigatus Af293, 1092 nucleotides long. Its product is annotated as mitochondrial 54S ribosomal protein mL44. Lineage: Eukaryota; Fungi; Ascomycota; Eurotiomycetes; Eurotiales; Aspergillaceae. Gene Ontology annotation, cellular component: nucleus. Gene Ontology annotation, biological process: regulation of gene expression; primary miRNA processing; rRNA processing. The coding region runs from base 1 to 1092 and encodes 363 amino acids. The record is from RefSeq and is a predicted model, not a curated record. The transcript has 2 exons. Gene Ontology annotation, molecular function: ribonuclease III activity; double-stranded RNA binding.